GGACAGGACCAAGGUGGAGGUGGAUGCUCGGUGAAGGUGCAGGUAGGUGCUCGGUGAAGGUGGAGGGUCGUCAUGUCUCUGCUGGUGCAGCUGCAGCUCGGUGCCUGGAGGACCAGAGAGCUGCGAGAGCUGCUGGAAAACGAGGAGAGAAUAAACCACAUCAUCAGCAGCAGUGAGAAGCUUCAGGGGCUGCAAGAGACUGCUGACAAUUUGCUAGUUUCAAAUCAAAAGCUGGCAAAAGCCAGUCUGUCCCAAAAACCCAAACUUAGAGAUGCAAAGUUGAUACUUGCAACAAAGUACAAGGAGCUGGAAAAACUUAGAAGCCUCAUCAACGCCAAACGGGAACAACUUGCCGAAAAACGCAUCCAUCAUGCUUUGCAGUGCCUCCUGCAGAAGAUCAAUGAUGCAGAGAUGGAGAAUGAGACGUUGUUCCAGAGAUUUGCAGACAGAAAUAUUUCCGCAGAUUCCUUGGACUCCUUCCUCGGUGCUCGGAGGCUCCACCACAUCAGGUUGGUCCUGGUGAAGAAGCUCCAGGAGAUACUCAGACACGAGGAAGAGACCACGCUCAGUGAUGUUUUCCCGGAGCAUUUCUUACUAUCCUUCCCAGGACAGAUCCACCCGCUCUGCGGCCUCAGUGCAGCCGUCGUCUUACCCGCCUGCUGCCACCCUCCGUUCCUGCUGCCGCUUGGCAUCCACGCAAACACUGCUCUGCGUCUUCAGCACUCACCCUUUUGUCCCGAUGAUGACGAUGAUGAGUUUCCACGGUCAGGACUGCACAAGCGAGGCCUCAGGUGGCCAGCGAGGCCCGCCCGUCUUCAGCCGCUGACGGUGCAGCAGAGGAGGCAUCCACACAAGUAAAGACGGUGGCUCAGAUUUGGGCUUAUUUCUUUCCAGGUUUUUCUUACGUUAAUGCUUCAGCAGUGUAUGUCGUGAAAAGAUUUUUUUUGUUUUUUUACCGUUUAAACCUCUAUUAGUAGACCCAUCCUUUAUCUAGACCCACUUCUUGCCAUUCAGGCUGACGGGGGUCUGCUGGAGCUGAUUCCAGCUCUCUUCGGGUGAAAGGCAGGUGUUUAUGUUCAUAAGGGCUUAUAACUGUCAUCAAUAUGUAGUAGUAAUGUGAAUGUUGAGUGUUUAAAGAGAAAAAAUAAAAUAAGUAUCUGACAUUAUCUGUUGUUGCAGCAGCAGAGCAGGACACGGUGUGUUUGCUUAACAGUUUCAUAAAGGAGACAUCAAAAUCAAUCCCACUUCAUUGUUAAUAGUGGCUUAAUAUUUUUAUUUUUGGAUAAUUUAUACACAGAGUGACUCAGCUUUGUGGGUAU
Messenger RNA from Cololabis saira (Pacific saury), 1319 nucleotides. Its product is annotated as vacuolar protein sorting-associated protein 37D-like. The record is from RefSeq and is a predicted model, not a curated record. Bases 73 to 858 code for a protein of 261 amino acids. Gene Ontology annotation, biological process: protein targeting to vacuole; protein targeting to membrane; ubiquitin-dependent protein catabolic process via the multivesicular body sorting pathway. The transcript is spliced from 4 exons. Gene Ontology annotation, cellular component: ESCRT I complex. Lineage: Eukaryota; Metazoa; Chordata; Actinopteri; Beloniformes; Belonidae.